Molecule: messenger RNA, 1967 nt
Organism: Fragaria vesca subsp. vesca
Lineage: Eukaryota; Viridiplantae; Streptophyta; Magnoliopsida; Rosales; Rosaceae
Product: probable sugar phosphate/phosphate translocator At3g11320-like
Exons: 9
Coding region: 74-1570 (498 amino acids)
Biological process (GO): ribosomal large subunit biogenesis; cytoplasmic translation
Cellular component (GO): ribosome; cytosolic large ribosomal subunit
Molecular function (GO): structural constituent of ribosome
Source: RefSeq, a predicted model, not a curated record
AACUAGGGUUUUAGCACUCCUUCUGCGCAGUCGUCUCUGGUAGAGCUCACAGUCCAACCCAGAAAUCGCAGAAAUGGUGAAGGGACGCCAAGGAGAGCGAGUCAGACUCUACGUCAGGGGAACUGUCCUCGGCUACAAGAGGUCCAAGUCGAACCAGUACCCGAACACCUCACUGAUUCAGAUCGAGGGAGUGAACACCAAGGAGGAGGUUGGAUGGUACGCCGGGAAGCGAUUGGCGUAUAUCUACAAGGCUAAGGUGAAGAAGAAUGGGAGCCACUACCGCUGCAUUUGGGGAAAGGUUGCGAGGCCUCACGGUAACACCGGUGUUGUUCGUGCUAAGUUCACCUCCAAUUUGCCCCCCAAGUCCAUGGGUGCUCGUGUGAGGGUAUUCAUGUAUCCCAGCAACAUAUGUGGCGUUAGUGGUGAUGGCACAAAGCAAUUGAGCAAGUCAGUACAUCUUUGUUUUUCAAGGGGAUAUACAAGUACUACUACUUGUUCACCAUCAUCAACCACAACAAGGUUUAGAAGACUUGAGAAGUUUGGUUAUAGGGCUAGAGCAGCAGAAAGUCAUGGAAGUUUGGGGGCACUAGAUGAGGGUCAAUCAAGUACCUUGCCAGAUAACAAGCCGUCCGAUUCGGACCCAUCAGCGAUGAAGGGGAAGAGCCGCUUGUUCACGAUCGGGUUGGUCACGGCUUGGUACUCAUCCAACAUUGGCGUUCUGCUGCUGAACAAGUACUUGCUGAGCAACUAUGGCUUCAAGUACCCGAUCUUCCUCACCAUGUGUCACAUGACGGCGUGUUCGCUUCUCAGCUAUAUAGCAAUUGCGUGGAUGAAGAUGGUGCCGAUGCAGACCAUUCGAUCCCGGGUUCAGUUUCUGAAGAUCACGGCGUUGAGUUUGGUGUUCUGUGUUUCUGUUGUGUUUGGGAACAUUUCGCUGAGGUACUUGCCGGUGUCGUUUAAUCAGGCUAUUGGGGCAACCACGCCGUUCUUCACUGCCGUUUUCGCUUACUUUAUGACAUUGAAGAGGGAGGCUUGGCUGACUUACCUGACGCUUGUGCCGGUGGUUACUGGGGUCAUCAUUGCCAGUGGGGGUGAACCAAGUUUCCAUUUAUUUGGAUUCUUAAUUUGUAUCGCAGCAACUGCUGCCAGGGCACUUAAGUCGGUACUACAAGGGAUUUUGCUUUCUUCUGAAGGGGAGAAGCUGAAUUCGAUGAACCUUCUAUUAUAUAUGGCUCCGAUAGCUGUUGUCUUCCUACUACCUGCUACACUUAUCAUGGAAGAUAAUGUUGUGGGGAUAACACUGGCUCUUGCAAGAGAUGAUGUGAAGAUCAUAUGGUAUCUGUUAUUCAAUUCAGCAUUGGCAUAUUUUGUAAAUCUGACCAACUUUUUGGUCACAAAACACACAAGUGCUCUGACUCUUCAGGUACUAGGAAAUGCCAAGGGAGCUGUAGCUGUGGUUGUUUCAAUAUUAAUUUUUAGAAAUCCUGUUUCUGUGACCGGAAUGAUGGGUUAUUCCCUCACAGUCUUCGGAGUCAUUCUAUACAGUGAAGCGAAGAAACGAAGUAAGUGAUAUCUUCAUUAUGGGAAAGCAUCAAAUGAAAUUUCCUACAUUUUGUUCUUCAUACUACGAGACACAGCGGUGGCCUUACCGGAAUCUGGAGGCAAGUUAUGGCUACAAGCUAGCAGUUGUUGCCGGGAUUUUGCCUCCAAAACAUCUAUUUUUUUGCCUGGAAGCUUGAAGUGGAUUCCAUUUGUAUCAGCAACAACGCAGGAAUAGUCAAAAAGUAGGAAAUUCAAUAAGUGACUCAUAUGUCUCUGUUAGUCCCAGCUUGGGGGUUAUGCAGGAAUAUAUUUUUAUCUUUUUAUUCUUUUAAGUAAAGGGUUGUAGAAUUGGUUCUUACACAAUCAGUCUGUUAUUAACAUUUCAUAUAUUGAUUAAUUAAUGGAAAACAUUCAUAAAUUCACUA